AUGGGUCUGAAAGCGAUUCACUUUGGCGGUGGUAACAUCGGCCGUGGCUUCGUCGCCGAGUUCCUCCACACAGCUGGCUACGAGGUGGUGUUCAUCGAUGUCAUGGACAAUAUCAUCAAUGAGCUGCAGACCACAAAGUCCUACCAGGUCACCGAGGUCAGCGAAGAGGGUGAGAACACCAAGACCAUCACCAACUACCGGGCCAUCAACUCCAAGACGCAUGAGCAAGACGUCAUCCAUGAGAUCUCCACUGCCGACGUCGUCACCUGCGCCGUGGGCCCCAACAUCCUCAAGUUCAUUGCUCCCGUCAUCGCCAAGGGGAUCGACAUCCGGUCCACCCCCAAGCCCCUGGCCGUGAUUGCUUGUGAGAACGCCAUCGGUGCCACCGACACUUUGCGAGGCCACAUCGAGUCUCACACCGACUCGGAGCGUCUGAAGACCAUGGGCGAGCGUGCGCAAUACGCCAACUCCGCCAUCGACCGCAUUGUGCCCGCCCAGGCCCCCAACAGUGGCCUCAACGUCCGCAUCGAGAAGUUCUACGAGUGGGCCGUGGAGAAGAAGCCCUUUGGCAGUGUCGGCCAUCCCGACAUCCCCGCCAUUCACUGGGUCGACAACUUGGAGCCUUACAUUGAGCGCAAGUUGUUCACGGUCAACACCAGUCACGCCACUGCCGCCUACUAUGGCCGCUAUGCCGGCAAGAAGACCAUCGCCGAGGCCAUGGCUGAUUCGUAUAUCCGUGCUGUUGUCCGUGAUGUCCUCAAGGAGACCGCCUCUUUGAUCGUGGAGAAGCACGGCAUUGAUGCGCAGGAGCAGCAGGACUACGUUGACACCAUCGUGGCCCGCAUCUCCAACCCUUACCUGGAGGACAGCGUUGAGCGUGUGGGCCGUGCUCCCAUGCGCAAGCUGAGCCGCAAGGAGCGUUUCAUUGGCCCCGCUUCUCAGUUGGCGGAGCGUGGCAUGAAGUUCGAUGCGCUGUUGGGUUCCGUGGAGAUGGCCCUGCGCUUCCAGAACGUCCAGGAUGACCAGGAGAGUGUCGAACUGGCUAAGAUUCUGAAGGAGAAUUCGCCCGCCGAUGCCACCGUUCAGCUGACGGGCUUGGAGCGCACUCACCCUCUGUUUGGUGCCGUUGUCAAGGUUGUGGAUCAAGUGCAGUCCGAGGCGAAGUAUGUCUCUCGAUCAGUUUUCUCCCUGUUGCUCCCGCACUUUUCGUUCACACAUGCUAACAUCUCCCGUCUCUGCAGGGAAACUGGUCAACCCCGUAUCUAG
Messenger RNA from Penicillium diatomitis, 1266 nucleotides. Its product is annotated as mannitol-1-phosphate 5-dehydrogenase. The transcript has a single exon. Gene Ontology annotation, cellular component: cytosol. Gene Ontology annotation, molecular function: mannitol-1-phosphate 5-dehydrogenase activity. Bases 1 to 1266 code for a protein of 421 amino acids. The record is from RefSeq and is a predicted model, not a curated record. Lineage: Eukaryota; Fungi; Ascomycota; Eurotiomycetes; Eurotiales; Aspergillaceae. Gene Ontology annotation, biological process: mannitol catabolic process.